This is a messenger RNA of Symbiodinium sp. CCMP2456, 1782 nucleotides long. NCBI's taxonomy places the organism in Eukaryota, Dinophyceae, Suessiales, Symbiodiniaceae. The record is from the annotation of a GenBank genome assembly.
AUGGCGCAAACUUUACGCAGCAUUCCUCCGCUGCCCUCUACAGAAAGAGGCACCUUCUGCUCCAUUUCAAGCGACAAGAGCGGUGAGCUGCUCCUCUACUGCAGCGGCAGCAACGUGAUUUGGCGUCCGUUGUCUGCAAUGGCAGCUGGAACCGAAAAGCCGGACGACAUUUUCUGCUGGCGAGGUCACGUCAAGAACACCACCUGCGCGGCUAUGUCGCCAAAUAGCCAGUGGGUUGUAUCCGGUGAUGUCACAGGAUCAUUGAGACUCUGGGGUGCCAAAGGGGAGCAUGCACAGAAGAACGAGUACAAGCUUUGGGACGGGGUUGUGAAAGAUGUCGCCUGGAGUGACGAUUCGGGCCGCCUGGUUGCAGCUGGUGAUGGCAAGGAGGUAAGGGCAGCGGCAAUGAUCUGGGACACCGGCAGCAAAACAGGCGAGGUAACUGGCCACACCAAGCAGGUCAAUUCCAUUGCUUUCCGGUCCCAGAGGCCUUUCAAAGUGGUCACUGGCGGCGAGGACAUGCAAGUCAUCUUCCACCAAGGUCCACCCUUCAAGUUCGUCAGGUCUCACAACGCGCAUUCCAACUUCGUGAACUGUGUGCGAUACUCGCCAGACGGUGCCUGGUUUGCCUCUGCCGGCUCUGACUCCAAACUUUGUCUCUACGAGGGCAAGGAGGGAGAGUUUUUGAAGGAGUUUGCGAAGCCCGACGGCGUCUCUGGCAGCUUCUGGGCAAUGGCUUGGUCCCCCGACUCGGCACGCUGUGCCACUGCUGGUGGGGACAAGAAGCUCCGCAUUUGGGACCGAGAAGCUGGCGCCCAGGUAGCAGAGGCCACCGUCGGAACGGCUUUGGCAGACAUGCAAGUCGGUGUAUCUUGGGCAUCCCCUUCGCGCGUGGUAUCCGUCUGCUUGGACGGGCGGCUGCUGCUCUGGGAUGUCACCUCUGGCCUCAGCCUUGCCGGCACCAUCAAUGGCACGCAGGGUCCCUUGAAUUGCCUGGCUUGUGACAAGAAAUCGAAGAGCCUGGUGUACGGAGGGACAGAGGGCUCUGUUGCUAUUGCUCCGUCGUCAGGGCCGGUGAUCAGGGCAAGUAUUGGCAAGGGCAUUCAGCAUGUUCUGGGUCAUUCUGAUUCCUUCGCCGGGAAGCCAGAAGCCUGGAUCGUCUCCCUCGAUGAUUGCAUCCGCAAGAUUGCGCUGGAAACCGGCGAGGCAAGCGCGCCUGUCGAGGUCAAGGAGUUCAUGGUCGGUGCAGGCUGGCUUGAUGCAGGUGAAACGAAGCUCAUAGUUGCCACCGGGAAGAAGAACUUUCACUGCAUCUCAGACUCAAUCGUUUGGAGCAAAGCCGAUGCCGUGAAACGAAGGCCCACUGCUUUUGCUUCACUUGCAGGGAAGAAAGUCGCGGUUGCCCUGGAGCAGCCCGAGGGGCAAACCGGUGGCAUGUCUAGUGCGCAGUAUGACAUCCACCUUCUGCACCUGGCCUCCAGCGAUGCUGCUCACAAGAUCGUGGUUUGGGGGCUGAGUGACGGCAAUCCGGUGGCCAAGAUCUCCGAUUGGAACUUCCACACGGCUAGGGUCUCGUCCUUGGAUUGGCUGGAGGGUGGCCAGAAGCUGGUCAGCGGAUCCUUGGAUCGCCACCUCUUCGUCUGGGACCUUCAAAAGCCCGACUCCAAGGUGCAGAUCAAGGACACGCACAAGGGUGGGGUCACCGCAGUGGCGGCAGUGAGCGAUGCCAGCUUUGCCUCCACAGGUCACGACGGCUUCGUGCUGCUGCAUGGGCUAAGCUAA